Messenger RNA from Cornus florida, 1122 nucleotides. Its product is annotated as disease resistance protein RGA2-like. The record is from RefSeq and is a predicted model, not a curated record. The transcript has a single exon. Lineage: Eukaryota; Viridiplantae; Streptophyta; Magnoliopsida; Cornales; Cornaceae. Bases 1 to 1122 code for a protein of 373 amino acids.
AUGUCCUUCCUCCUGAAUCUUGUUCAAAUUUCUUUAUGGAAAUGCGACGGAUGGAAACAUCUUCCAAAAUUGGAGCAGCUUCCUUGUCUCAAAAGCCUCUCUCUCUUUGGCUUAGAAUCGGUAGAGUACAUAGAUGACAACAGUUGUGGCGGUGUUAAUGAUGAGUCCUCCUCUUUUUCUCCAUCUUCUUCGAGAGACCCAACAACAACAACAGCAACGUUCUUUCCAUCACUGGAAAAUCUCUGUAUCAGGGAAAUGCCAAAUUUGAAGGGUUGGUGGAGGAGUAAAUUAGGAGAAGAUGAAAAACAAUCAACAGCAAACAAUCAAGAAGAGCAGCAGCUAUUAUCACACCCAACAUUUCCUUGUCUUGUUGAAUCAAAGAUCUACGACUGCCCUCAGCUAACAUCAAUGCCUCUGCAACCAACUGUUGUAAAACUAGAAUUUGGGAGAGUCGGCGGGAAGGUAGUACAAGAGCAGUUACUGACGAUGGCAAAGGAAACACCAACUACUGUUGCAACCUCAUCUUCUUCACUCGUUCCUCUUUCCAACUUAGAGGAACUGCAUAUAUGGGACAUUGAGGAUCUAGUUACUCUGCCGGAGGAGGCAUUCCCACUUCUCACUUCUCUACUAAAACUAAAGAUUGAAGGGUGUCCAAAACUAACCUCUCUGUCCAGAGGGAUGAGGCAUCUCACCGCCCUCAUGUCCCUGGAGAUCCUGUCCUGCCAAGAGUUGGAUUUGUCAGAUGAUGGCAUGCAUUUUCAAGGCCUUGGCAACCUAACUUCUCUGGAAAUCACCAAAAUCCCCAAGUUGGAGUCUAUUCCUGCGGGGCUUCAACACGUUACCACUCUCCAAUCUCUAUCCAUUGAAAUUCCUAAAAAUUUGGAAAGUUUACCAGAGUGGAUAGGCAACCUCACAUCACUUCAAAAACUCUAUAUUUAUUCUUGCCCGAGUUUGAAGUCACUGCCCGAAGGAAUGCGUCGGCUCACCGCAUUACAACGACUCAUAAUCCGAAGUUGUUCACAGGAGCUAAAUGAUAGAUGCCAAAAGGAAACCGGUGAAGAUUGGCCUAAGAUUGCUCACAUCCCCGAUGUUCAAAUAACUAAUAGAAGGUAUCCUUCUUAA